CUUGCUGUUUUUUUUUUUGUUGCAGGAUAUGAAGUUUUUCCUCUACCUAUGUCUGAGUGCCUCUCUACUAUGCACAGUAGUUUUCAGUCACCAUGGUGGGGAACAUGAUGACGAACAUACCGAUCACACUGAUGACCACAAACAUGACCACGGAGAUCAUAAACACGGUGAUCACAGUGGCCAUCACAAAAAUCAUGGCCAUCACGGAAAAGGAAAGCACGACUCAUAUCAUCAUGUUCAUUUCAAUGAAUCCACGGCUUGCCAUAAAAUUGCACCAUACAAUGCUCAGUUUGCUUUCAAAUUUUACAAGCAGGUAGCCGAUUCAAAGCCUUCAGAGAAUAUUUUCUUUUCCCCAGUCAGUAUUUCCACUGCUUUUGCCAUGCUUUCUCUAGGAGCCAAGUCCAAGACCCAAGACGAGAUCUUAGAAGGUCUUAGUUUCAACCGCUCUGAAAUCACAAAGGAGGACGUUCAUUCUGGUUUCCAGCAUCUUCACCAUGUCUUAAAUGACCCAAAUAGUGAGCUACAGCUUGACAGUGGGAAUGCCCUCUUUAUAGACACAAAACUUAAACUGCUCCAAACAUUUUUAGAUGAUGUCAAGAGAAAUUACGAGUCAGAGGCAUUUUCUAGUGACUUCACAAAUUCUGAUGAGACAAAGAAACAGAUCAACAGCUACGUGGAUAAGAAAACCAAUGGGAAAAUCCCUGAACUGCUCAGCAGUGUUGACAGGGACACAAUUUUAUUCCUUAUCAACUGGAUUUAUUUCAGAGGGAAGUGGGAAAUACCAUUUGAAGAAAAAUAUACUAGUGAAGGAGAUUUCCAUGUUGAUGAGAACACAGUUGUGAAAGUGCCAUUUAUGAGGAGAACCGGCAUGUAUAACGCAUUACUGUCUGAAAACGUUACCGUGGUGCAGAUUCCAUACAAGGGCAAUACUUCAGCUCUGUUUAUCUUACCAAAGGAGGGAAAACUCGGAUACAUUGAACAGAAUCUUGAGAAAUCAGCAAUCAAAAAAUGGAAGAGCAAAUUCCACCGAAUGUCUCUGAAUUUGGCCCUGCCUAAAUUUUCAAUUUCUACAACUCUGAAUCUUAAAGAACAAUUUAACAAACUAGGAGUAACGCAAGUAUUUUCAGACGCUGCUGAUCUGUCUGGGAUUACAGACCAAGCCAAACUAAAAGUGUCUGGGGCGAUCCACAAGGCAGCACUGAGUGUUGAUGAGAAAGGAACCGAGGCCGCGGCAGCGACUGUCCUUGAGAUAAUGCCUAUGAGUCUUCCACCAACUGUUACAUUUGAUAAACCUUUUGUUUGUGUCAUUUACAAUAAAGAGACUCAUAGUACUCUCUUUAUGGGUAGAAUUGUAAACCCAGUGGCAGCAUAAUGUUUCACCUGUAUAUUGUACCAUUUGUCUCAAUUAAAACUUGCUUAAAUAA
Pelobates fuscus (common spadefoot toad) is the source of this 1424-nucleotide messenger RNA. Its product is annotated as alpha-1-antitrypsin-like. The record is from RefSeq and is a predicted model, not a curated record. The transcript has 4 exons. Gene Ontology annotation, biological process: negative regulation of endopeptidase activity. NCBI's taxonomy places the organism in Eukaryota, Metazoa, Chordata, Amphibia, Anura, Pelobatidae. Gene Ontology annotation, molecular function: serine-type endopeptidase inhibitor activity. The coding region runs from base 29 to 1372 and encodes 447 amino acids.